AUGGAUUCCCCGCGGCAGCCCGAAGUCUGGUUCAUUACUGGGACGUCGUCGGGUCUCGGCGAAUGUCUCGUACAGUCAGUACUGGCUCGCGAAGACUACUUUAUCGCGACGGUGCGGCAGGUGGAGAAGUUCAAGUUGACGGACGUGGACCGCACUCGGCUGCACGUUCUGCGACUCGAUGUGACGGAUUUCGAAGAAAACAUCUCGAAGGCCGUGUCUGAAGGGGUAGCGAAGUGGGGGAGAAUCGACGUCCUGGUCAACAACGCGGGAAUAAUUCCGAAGUGCCUGUCAGAGGAAGGAGGAUCAAAAGCAGCUAUGGAGACUUUCCAAACCAACUUCUUCGGCCAAAUCAACGUCACCAAUGCCGUACUGCCGUACAUGCGAGAGCGCAAGUCGGGAACAAUCGUCAACAUGGGCAGUCGCUCAGCGUGGAUCGACUUACCAAACUUUGUCUGGUACUGCUCGUCAAAAGCAGCACUGCAUGCGUACACCACGACCCUAGCAAACGAAAUGGCUGGAUUUGGCAUCCGCGCCAUGGUCGCUAUACCAGGCGGCUUCCAAACCCCGACCACAAUCAACGGACCGAGCCUAGCAAAAAAGGCUAUACCCGACUACGACGAGAUGCGCCAGAAUGCACAUAGGAUUGCCCAGCAGAGCUGGGAUCAGUGGAAAGGUGUCGGCGACCCCGCCAGGGCAAUGGAACUUUUGGUGGACGUCCUCAAGGGAGAGGGGAGAGCGAAGGGCCGGGAUGCUCCGGUAUUGCUUUUCGUCGGGCAGGGUACGUACAAUCGCGGCAGGGCGUACUGCAAGAACCUCAUGGAGACGAUGGACGCAUGGGAGGAUAUCGCCAGGGACCUUGAUCUGGAGGAGAGCAGCUGA
Messenger RNA from Fomitopsis serialis, 879 nucleotides. RefSeq lists its product as uncharacterized. Gene Ontology annotation, molecular function: oxidoreductase activity. The transcript is spliced from 5 exons. Lineage: Eukaryota; Fungi; Basidiomycota; Agaricomycetes; Polyporales; Fomitopsidaceae. Bases 1 to 879 code for a protein of 292 amino acids. The record is from RefSeq and is a predicted model, not a curated record.